AGAAAAAGCCUCACGCAAUGGCUUUUAAAUUCUGUCUUCCUUUAGGAGCUAUCCUUGUGCUCGUAACUCUCAUGAAACCUCCAACUGUUCAAUCAAAAGAUUCAAGCCCUAACCAGCAAGGGUUCAAUUUCCUCCAUCACUUGGAGGGAUACCACAAGGAGCAGACGGUGAGAGGCCUAAAUCAGCUCAAACUCUACCUCCAAAAGUUUGGGUACUUAAAUUAUGUAGAUGAAGAUGAUGAAUUCGAUGACCUUUUAGAGUCGGCAGUCAAGAUGUACCAAGAAAAUUAUCAUUUGAAGGUCACUGGAAGUCUAGACUUUGAGACCGUCAAAGAAAUGAUGCUCCCAAGAUGUGGAGUACCUGAUAUUAUCAAUGGUACAAAUCAGUUAAUGUCACAUACAAAAAUGAAACAUGGCCACAUGGUUUCCCAAAAAUGGCCACUUUCAAAGACCCAUCUCACUUAUGGCUUCAACUCUAGUGCCCUAGUUGUUGGAGAACAAGUAUUGAGGUCUGUCUCCUCGCGGGCUUUCAAGAGAUGGCAAGAUGCGAGUCACUUCACAUUUGAAGAGGCUCCCCAAGGUUCAAAUCCUGACAUCAUGAUCGGGUUCCAUUGUGGCCAUCAUGGUGAUGGAACCCCAUUUGACGGUCCAACUGGCAUUCUUGCUCAUGCGGUUGGACCGACAGUCGGGUGGUUCCAUUAUGAUGCGGAUGAGAAUUGGAGCACUAAUCCAAGCAUGGAUGAGGUUGACUUGGAAUCAGUUGCAAUGCACGAAAUAGGGCAUCUUCUAGGGCUUGGCCAUAGUGGCGAUAAGGAUGCCAUUAUGUAUGCCAAAUUCUCAUACGGAAUCAUUAAAAGGGAUUUAGACCAUGAUGAUAUGGAAGGGAUACAAGUUCUAUACUCUUAGCUAAUUUCAGAGCUUUUGAUUAGCAGAUAUGAGGAAUGUCUUGUGUUGCAAUUAUAUUCGAAAAGUCAUCAACUUGUCAUGUAAUAAAGAUAAAAUAACAAAUGGUGAUAGAACCACGCUCAUUUAGAGCUAAAUUCAAGAUUGGCUAAUGUUUACCUUUUCUGGCAGAUUAAAAAAAAAAAAAAAA
Molecule: messenger RNA, 1092 nt
Organism: Camellia sinensis
Lineage: Eukaryota; Viridiplantae; Streptophyta; Magnoliopsida; Ericales; Theaceae
Product: metalloendoproteinase 2-MMP
Biological process (GO): extracellular matrix organization; proteolysis; collagen catabolic process
Cellular component (GO): extracellular matrix
Molecular function (GO): metalloendopeptidase activity; zinc ion binding
Source: RefSeq, a predicted model, not a curated record